Molecule: messenger RNA, 1305 nt
Organism: Salvia miltiorrhiza (redroot sage)
Lineage: Eukaryota; Viridiplantae; Streptophyta; Magnoliopsida; Lamiales; Lamiaceae
Product: probable long-chain-alcohol O-fatty-acyltransferase 5
Exons: 2
Coding region: 55-1146 (363 amino acids)
Biological process (GO): lipid metabolic process
Source: RefSeq, a predicted model, not a curated record
UUUUUAAAUAAUACUAAUGAUUUCUUACUUUAUAAUAUGAGUUAAGCACACAUAAUGAAAGGAAACAAAUUAAAUGGAAUAACCACCACACAAAGUAGAGAGAGAAUGGAAGGAGAAAUCAAGAACUUCAUUCUUGUAUGGACUACAGUAGUGGGAUGUCUAUGGUACUGCCAUAGCGUAGGAAAAGUGGUGCCCAGCAGUCUCCGGCGCCUCUCCAUCCUCCCUAUCUCAUGCCUAUUCUUGAUCCUCCCCCUCAAACUCACCUCCAUCCACCUCGGCGGCGUCACCUCCUUCUUCAUCGCCUGGCUCGCCAGCUUCAAGCUCAUCCUCUUCGCCUCCGCUGCCGGCCCCCUUCACUCCCACCCUCCCCUCCCGCUCUCCCGCUUCAUCCCCUUAGCUUGCUUCCCCAUCAAGAUCCAAACCACUCCACAUGACCAACAAUCCCACAAACCACGCAUCAAUUUAGCUACCAAAAUCACCACUCUAGCUCUUCUGAUCCGAGUCUACGGCAACAAAGACCACCUCCACCCUAAAUUCAUCUGGUUUUGCUACUGCAUCCACAUUUAUUUCAUGCUCGAGAUGCUCCUCGCCCUCGUCGGCGCCGUCGCCAAAGCCUUCUCGCGAGUGGAGCUGGAGCCGCAGUUCAACGAGCCCUAUUUAGCCACCUCGCUGCAGGAUUUCUGGGGAAGACGCUGGAACCUCAUGGUCCCCAAGAUUCUGCACCCCACCGUCUUCCAGCCCGUGAGGCGGGCCUCGGCCCCCCUCACGGGGAGGAGAUGGGCCGCGAUCCCUGCGGUUUUCUCCACAUUCUUGGUGUCGGGGCUUAUGCAUGAGCUGGUAGUGUACAACUUCGGGAGAGUGAGGCCCACCGGCGAGAUGCUGGGCUUCUUCGUGCUGCAUGGCCUCUCCUUGUCGGCGGAGAUCGUCGUCAAGAAAAUGCUGCCGGAAAAGUUUAGGCUGCCCGGAGUUGUAUCUGGGAUGCUGACGCUGGGUUAUGUGAUAUCGACCAGUUUCUGGCUCUUCUUCCCGCCGUUUAUUGCGGCCGGGGCGGAUCUCAAGGGCUGCACCGAGUCGCUCGCGUUUCUUGAGUUUCUCAAGACUCGCCGCCUCAUUAGCCCAGCUCACCUCUCGUGUCCGUUUCUUUGAUGGAACGCACGUUCAAUAUUUACAAUUUUAAUUUAUGACUAUCAUUAAUUUUCUUUUUUUUCGGUUUGUAGUUUAUUUUAUGCAUUAAUGGGUGCGUUCUCUUUGGUUGUAAAUUUAUCAUGGAAAAAUGAAGAAUAAACAAACUUUCACCCUUUAAAU